UUUCUUUGUCCCCGUAAAGUCAUAUCCGAAGCGGAACUAAACUCAUGAGUAAAACAUGUCUCUGUCAAGCAGCACCUACAAACCUGUGAGCCAUGUCAUUUUCGACAUGGAUGGAUUAUUAUUAGACACAGAGCGACUGUACACUGUGUCCUUCAAGGAAAUAUGUGACCGCUUUGGAAAGCCGUACACAUGGGACGUGAAGUCAUCAGUGAUGGGUAAAAAGGCCCUGGAUGCUGCCCAAAUUAUUCGGGACACUCUGGAGCUUCCCAUGGCAGCUGAGGAACUCCUUGCUGAAAGCAGACAAAUACAAGAACAGAUCUUUCCCUCUGCCAAACUCUUGCCAGGUGUGGAGAAACUGGUGCACCAUCUGCAGAAACACAAUAUCCCCAUUGCAGUGGCAACCAGCUCAGCCAGUAUGACGUACAAGUUGAAGACAAGCCAACACCAAGACUUCUUCAGUCUGUUUGACCACAUUGUUCUGGGUGAUGAUCCAGAGGUGAAGAACGGCAAACCUCAACCUGACUCUUUCCUGGUCUGUGCCAACAGGUUCAACCCUUCAGCUUCUCCAGAAAAGUGUUUGGUGUUUGAAGACGCUCCCAAUGGCGUGAAGGCGGCGCUGGCUGCGGGGAUGCAGGUCGUGAUGAUUCCUGAUGACAACCUGAACCCCAACCUUACCCAGGAGGCCACGCUGCGACUCAGGAGCAUGGAGGAAUUUGUGCCGCAGCUCUUUGGCCUGCCAGCGUUCGACUGAGCCAGAAACCAAACCUAAAACCACACAAUGUAAUUCAAUCUUUGUGUCUAACUCCAUUCUCAUUCUUUGAAGGAAACAAUGAUAGAGUGAGAAAAUCAAGCUAAUUCCUGCAUGCCUUGCCAUGUUGUGAAUAUUAAUGAUUUUUUCUGUCAGAUGAGACAUCACAUCAUUGGACAAAUCCUUUAAGCUUUCUCAUUACACCUUUUUGAAGGCUUGCUUGAUGUGUCACACAUUUUUUUAUGUACAGAAUACAUGUAGAUAGUUGAGGUUUUUGGAUAUUCGCCUCCUAAAUAUCUGCUACUAUCCUAAUAUGAGGUGUAGGUGAGCAGAAAUUAAUUUGUGCUUCUCAAAACAUUAAAAAAUUGUUUGACAAAAA
Molecule: messenger RNA, 1127 nt
Organism: Siniperca chuatsi (mandarin fish)
Lineage: Eukaryota; Metazoa; Chordata; Actinopteri; Centrarchiformes; Sinipercidae
Product: pseudouridine 5'-phosphatase
Exons: 4
Coding region: 56-751 (231 amino acids)
Molecular function (GO): phosphatase activity
Source: RefSeq, a predicted model, not a curated record